Colletotrichum higginsianum IMI 349063 is the source of this 852-nucleotide messenger RNA. Its product is annotated as Methyltransferase. The transcript has 2 exons. The record is from RefSeq and is a predicted model, not a curated record. The coding region runs from base 1 to 852 and encodes 283 amino acids. NCBI's taxonomy places the organism in Eukaryota, Fungi, Ascomycota, Sordariomycetes, Glomerellales, Glomerellaceae.
AUGCAAGUUGCAAGCAGCCCGAUCGUGGUGGGAGACAAGAGCAAGGCGGCCCCGUGGUACUCGACCGAGGCCCGGAUCUCUCCUGAGGCGCGCGAGAUGCUCCAGGAGUACGCCGGAAUCCCUCCGGAAGAUGUCAAAGACCACGUCCUCACAACGCGCGAUAAGAUCUGGGACGUCUUCCCCUACCCUUGCAUUGGCGAGUUCCACUUCCUCAACUUCAACCUCUCCCGACGGCCCGGCUAUCCACACAUGAUCGCCAAGCUCCAGGACCCGGACGCGCGCCACCUCGAGAUCGCGUGCUGCGUGGGCCAGGACCUCCGUAGGCUCGUCCACGACGGCGUUGACUCAGCCAAAACGGUCGCCAUCGAGCUGGAGCAGGGCUACAUUGACGCAGGCUACGAGCUCUUCCGCGACCGGGACACGCUCCGGACGCGCUUCGUCAACGCCGACAUGCUCGACGACCGCAGCGCGGAACUCGACGCGCUCGAGGACUCGUUCGACACAGCGCACCUAGGUCUGUGCUUGCACCUGUGGAACAGGGAGGAGCAGAUGGUCGUGCUGGGGCGCGUGAUUCGAUUACUGAAGCAGAAGCCCGGCGUGGUCAUCUUGGGCAAUGCGGCGGGACACGCGGACGGAAUCGACGUGCCGGGCGUCGCGAACAAGCCAGCACUGAGGCACAACCAGGAGUCGUGGGAGAAGCUGUGGGCCGAUAUUUCAACGCAGACGGGGACCAAAUGGAAAUUGAAGACGGAGGUGUCUGACUACAUUGGAACCAAGGGGUUUGAAGAGAGGCCGAGUUGGUGGGACAAGGACAUGCGAUUCCUUGGGUUCGAAGUCACGAGAGUAGAAUAG